Molecule: messenger RNA, 2531 nt
Organism: Tarenaya hassleriana
Lineage: Eukaryota; Viridiplantae; Streptophyta; Magnoliopsida; Brassicales; Cleomaceae
Product: probable galacturonosyltransferase 15
Exons: 6
Coding region: 634-2229 (531 amino acids)
Molecular function (GO): polygalacturonate 4-alpha-galacturonosyltransferase activity
Source: RefSeq, a predicted model, not a curated record
UCUUUCUAUAACACAAUUCGACCGUUUCAUAUUAUUCGACAAUAAUAAAGUUUAUUUCGGUCAUCCCAUUAUCAAAUAAUAAAUUUUUUUUGUCACACCGUAUUAUAAUAUGUAUAGGCAGAACCAUAUAGGUAAUAAAUACACAAAUAAGAUAAUCCGGAGUUGAACGCGGUUUUGGUUUUGGCUUUUUUGUUUUUAUUUAUUUAUUUAUUUAAUCUAUUAAUUAUGGAAAUAUUUUUAAAAAAUCGUUAACGUUAGUGAGCUCGUGACCGAGGAAAAAAAAGGGGGGUCGAAUAUUACACGAAUUAACCUUUUUUUUCCUGUGGUUUAUUUAUGAAAUUCCUCUUGGUUUUGAAUGUAGCGUGAUUCCGUUGUACGGAUCAAUCCAGUCUCCGUUGGCUCUUCGAAGUCCUCGAUGUUCGUCGAUCGUCUUCAAACGUGGAUGCGUUUGUUUGCGUUUUCCCUCUCAGAUCACUGAGCUCGGAUCGAUUCGUGUUUUUGUUUUUCUUUUUCCCGGCGAGAGAGGAAGUGAAGCAGAAAAGGCAGGAGGAUCGGAGAUCUGGAAAGGGGAGCCGUAUUCGGAGUGUUUAGAUUGAUGGAACUUGAGAGAAAGUGAGAGAAAAGUGUGAGGGUAUGAAGUUUUACAUAUCGGCGACGGGGAUUAAGAGAGUCACCAUAUCGAACCCCGGCGCCGGAGUCGGAAAGGGAGGAGUGGCGGCGCCGGUGAGGAGGUUUCCUAGUCGCACGGCGAUGCUGGUGGUGCUGCUGCUUCUCGCCAUCGUCCUCCCUUUUCUCUUCGUCAGGAUCGCGUUUCUCGUCCUCGAAUCCGCCUCCGGUUGCGAUUCUCCAUUUGGCUGCAUGGGAUGGAGACUCUUCCGUGGGGGCGACACAUCUCUGAAAGUCGGGGAGGAGCUGACACGAGCGCUAGUUGAAGAAACAGAUAAUGACGGCAAUGGAAGAGGAAAUGAGGGCACCUUGGAGUCAUUCGAUGACCUUGUCAAGGAGAUGACGUCAAAACGUCGUGAUAUCAGGGCCUUUGCUUCAGUCACUAAGAAAAUGCUGAUGGAGAUGGAACGCAAAGUCCAAUCAGCAAAACAGCACGAGUUGAUUUACUGGCAUUUAGCCUCACACGGUAUUCCUAAGAGCCUCCAUUGCCUUACCCUUAGACUAACCGAAGAGUACUCUGUAAAUGCAAUGGCUCGUUCUCGUUUGCCUCCACCUGAGUUUGUCUCUCGCCUUACUGAUCCAUCGCUUCACCAUGUUGUUAUGUUGACCGAUAAUAUUCUUGCUGCCUCUGUCGUCAUCUCUUCUACCAUAGAAAAUGCUGUAAAUCCCGAGAAGUUCGUCUUUCAUAUUGUCACUGACAAGAAAACUUAUACUCCGAUGCACGCUUGGUUUGCCAUCAACUCUGUUUCAUCACCAGUUGUCGAAGUGAAGGGACUUCAUCAGUUUGAUUGGCCUGAGGAAGUGAAUAUGAGAGUGAAGGAGAUGCUAGAGAUUCAUCGCUUGAUUUGGAGGCGGCAUUACAAAAACUUGAAAGAAGACGGGUUUAGUUCCAUGGAGGGCAAUGAACAAUCCUUACAAGCACUAAGCCCUAGUUGCCUAUCCCUUCUGAAUCAUCUCCGCAUCUACAUUCCCAAGCUCUUUCCGGAUCUCAACAAGAUAGUGUUGUUGGAUGAUGAUGUAGUAGUACAACGAGACAUUUCAUCUUUGUGGGAAAUGGGUCUCAACGGUAAAGUUGUUGGUGCAGUUGUCGAUUCAUGGUGCGGAGACAACUGUUGCCCCGGAAGAACGUACAAAGACUAUUUCAACUUCUCGCAUCCUCUCAUCUCAUCAAGCUUCAUCCCCGAUCACUGCGCUUGGCUGUCGGGUAUGAAUGUAUUCGAUCUCGAAGCCUGGAGGCACACCAAUAUCACAGAAUCUUACUUCAUGUCGUUGAGAAUCAGUCAGAGUUCUGGUCUGCAGUUAUGGCGACCAGGUGCUCUCCCACCGGCUUUGCUCGCUUUCAAAGAUUUCGUAUACCCUCUUGACCCAUCAUGGCACGUCGCUGGACUAGGGUCCCGAUCCAUAGAAACCCCGAAAGAGGUUAUCGAAUCUGCAGCCGUUUUGCAUUUCAGCAACCCAGCAAAACCCUGGCUCGAGAUCAGUAACACAGAGGUAAGAUCCCUCUGGUACCGACAUGUAAAUUCCUCGGAUAGCUUCAUCAGAAAGUGCAAGAUCCUGAGCUAAUGAAGGAAAAAGGCCCUACCUUUUCUUCUUAUACACAUUAAGAACAACAUAAGAAACGGAGAAAAAAAAAAGAAUCGAGAAUUCCGAGCAGCAGAUCGAUGAAGUAUGAGAACGAAGGGAAGAAGGGUUUAGGCCUUCAGCCUCUGUACUCAUACGCCAUGUCCAUAUACAAGAGACCUAGAAGAUAAAUAGUAAGUAGCCUGAAUAUAUGCUCAUGUAUGUAGCUCUAUAUAUCGUAUAUAUAACAUUAUUAUUGUAUACUGUAUUUGCUAUAUCUAGAGAGGAUUCAUCAUAUUUGAACA